AACCUGUGACAUCAUCACUAUGUUGUGCAAAAAUUGCUUCAAGCUGGCAGAGGCCUAUAGCUGCAACAGGUAAGGUUACUGAUAAACUUGACGUGGAAAAUUUGGCAAGACUCAACGGAAACACUGGUUUUCUGAAAGAAACGAGAAUGGGAAGGAAAUUGAGCACCUCUCUCUUCAACAAUUCAAGUUUCUGAGGAUUAUGUCGGAAAAUUACAUGUGAUCCCAUCAGCUUGUGUUAAACGCUGGAUGUUGUUUAGCAAGUAAAACUGAAAAUGAGUCACGAGGGACAGGAAAAUCAAGGAACGGGACUGGGAGAUGUCUUUGAUAUUCUCCUAAAGGCACCUUCGGAGCGACUGCUAAGCCUGACUCUCCAGCUGGGUGAGACUGCCGAAGACAGUAUAAUACAAGCUUUGUGUCUGAUCGUUCUCCAGAGAGAGACGCAGGCCAUGAACAAACUCCAGAUGCUGGGGGACAACUCCCUCGCUAACCAUCUGGCUGAAAAAUGGCAGACGAGCGAAGGCAAAUUGCAAGAUUUUGCAGUUCAUUGUGGUCAUUUUCAAGCCUUGACAGGGGACUCUUUGGCAGCACUGGCUCGAAUUUUUAAAGUUUUGUCAGAGCAGAGGUUGUGUGAUCCACUUUUAAGAAAUCUUGCAUAUAAAAGAGCCAUUUCCACUGAUUGCCAAAGCACAAGCAACUGUGAGGAUGUGCAAUAUGAUCAGUUCAGAGAGGAAGCCAAAGCUGUCUGUGGGCCUCAGGUUGCAGAAUGGAUGAGCUCCUCCACUGAAGUCAAGUCAGGGUCUUACACUGAUACCGACAGAAGCCUGAAUGAAGGAAAUACAACCUUAAAAGUUACUAUGUCCCAGGAUCCGUCUGCAAACACACACUGUCUUCCCAGUCCUCUGCAGGCCUGCCCCUCAAUGCCCUCAUACCCCACUCAUCUAGAGAUAAGUAUUCCUCCAACAAUCUCAUUUCAGGGCGACAAAAUAGCUCCAGCAACAUCAGGAAAUGCCAAACAAAACAUUCCCACCCCCCUCUUAAGUGAAAGUGGAACAAAUAUUGCACCUGGACAAUCUUUGUCAUCUGAGCCUCAGUCUAAAUCCAUCGAAUCUCCUCUGUUGGGAGCAAAGAAAGACUCAAGGAUGAGUGAAACAUUAGCAGCAAUGAGCAGUAAGUCGGACAGUCAGAGCUUGACUACAAGCCAAACAAACAAACCAAGCACUGAACCAAAAUUUGCACUACCUUCUGCAACAAACAUUUUUCUGCCCAAGACGCCAUUUCCAAAAGCAAUACACGAGAGCAGCAAAGUUGCAGAGGAGGAGGAAGAAGUGUUUUAUGCAUUUGUUAUCUUGCAUGCUCCGGAGGAUGUGGAUGCGGCUGAAUGCAUGAGGGAAAAACUGGAAAAAGUCACAAGCAGUGAAGGUGCAACUUUCUCUGAGGACUUUGCCAUCCCUGGAAAAAGCACUCUGAAGUGUGUGGAGGACGCAAUCAACAACUCAGCCUUUACCUUCCUGCUGCUUACCUGUAACUUCAACACUCGCAUGCUGGAGAUGAAGGCAAACUCUGCCCUUAUCAACUCCAUAAACAAGAAACACAAGUACAACACUGUUAUCCCUCUGCUGCCGCGGGAGAACUGCAUGCCCAGACAGUGUAUCCCUCUACCUCUGCAGACAAUAGUUCCACUCGAGGAGAACAAGAGCUUUGAGAGAAAAAUACAAAAGUCAUUGUCUCCAGCAAGAAUUGGAAAGCAGAGACGAAUCUGGACGGAGGAGCAGAGACUAAAAUCUCAGAUGGAGAGACUAAAGUUGCAGGAAAAAGACAACUUGACCGUUUUGAUGGAACGACAUCUUCUUCUCAAUCCUGGUGGGACAACAGAACAGGCAGGAGGUGACGGCAAAGCCUGGUGGCCGCAGCAACCGAGUAUUCAUAUUGAGAAUGCUAAGUACAUUAUGAUCGGUAAUGACUCUCAAAUGACUGUAGAUUUAGGUGGAAACUCAGACAAAGAUGAUUCAAUUUACACAGGGAAUGAGCAAUAAAUGUGAAGAUGAACAUCAGUAUGCAUUUCUGAUGUUGUAGGAUCAAUGGAUGUGUGGAAAAUCAAAGAAUGUUUACAUAACACUAAAAUAUAAAAGCUAUAAGAACGGAUUGUUUCACUGUGUUUAAACUUGCUGGUAAGAAUAAUUUAGGUUCAAUUAAACUGACAAAAGGGCAGUUAAGGACUAUGUAGAAGACACUGUAACAAAAAGAUGUAUUGAGCAGAAUGGGAUGUUUUGCAGUAUUUUUAGUAGAGGACUGCCAUCUACUGACUGAUAGCUGAUAUAGAUUUUAUGACCUCUUUUGCUGUAUAAACACACUGUGGGCACUAGAGAGCAACACUGCUACAUGGUACUUCUUGCCCUGCACGGAUCUUCCUGAUGUACAGUAAUAGCCAAUAGCAUUGCUGUCCUUUGAUUUGACAUGGAAUAAUCAUUAAAGUCCAAUAUUUUCCAUAUCCAGUGGCCCAUAUGAGUGAAGGCAGGUUUUAAAAGUAUCAGAUUUGUUGAUCAGAUUGCAUUUGUGGUGGUUGAAAUGAUCUCCAAAAUAUGAUCUUUUAUAUCUAAAGCUUUUAGUGUCACAUCAUUUGGAAUUGUGUAGGUUUCUUACUAAUCAGCUCAGGUCCAUGCUAAACUAGGAUCUUCCCACGAGCCAAACGGCACCCUGAAGUUCUCAGAUGAGCUGCUUUUAAUAGUUCAGACAAAAAAAGAAAAAACAGGACAAGCAGUGAAACAAACGACCUAAGGAGAUGGAAUGAACGUCUCCAGUGUCUUCCUUAAACACACUUAAGAGACUUAAUUUCUUAUCAAUUUUGCUUACAUGUUUACAGCUACUGUCUGUUAAGUUUUGCUGUAAUUUUGUUGUAUAGGUUGUUUCUUAUUUUUGUGUAACGUUCUCCGAUGCACUGUGUGAACAAGUAUUGGAUGGUACUGUAAGAAUGAUCUUUUGUCCCAUCCCCAUGUAUGAGAAUGCUAUAAGUGAUGUCUGUCCAUAGAUUAGUGCUGAUGUAUUUCUGUGGAUGUGCAUUCUUGCUCCUGAUUUUAUCUGUAACUGAUCUGCAGUUGGUGGUGGAAGAAAUAUUCAAUACUUUGGUAACGUACCAACAUCAAUAAUGGAAAAAAAAAUCCAUUGCAAAUAAAUAAUUUUAUAAUCAAA
Messenger RNA from Amphiprion ocellaris (clown anemonefish), 3186 nucleotides. It is a transcript of the gene ticam1, whose product is annotated as TIR domain containing adaptor molecule 1. The coding region runs from base 273 to 2033 and encodes 586 amino acids. The transcript has 2 exons. The record is from RefSeq and is a predicted model, not a curated record. Lineage: Eukaryota; Metazoa; Chordata; Actinopteri; Pomacentridae. Gene Ontology annotation, biological process: lipopolysaccharide-mediated signaling pathway; positive regulation of myeloid dendritic cell cytokine production; positive regulation of canonical NF-kappaB signal transduction. Gene Ontology annotation, molecular function: protein kinase binding.